This is a messenger RNA of Scomber scombrus (Atlantic mackerel), 4191 nucleotides long. It is a transcript of the gene slc12a9, whose product is annotated as solute carrier family 12 member 9. Bases 272 to 2995 code for a protein of 907 amino acids. The record is from RefSeq and is a predicted model, not a curated record. Lineage: Eukaryota; Metazoa; Chordata; Actinopteri; Scombriformes; Scombridae. Gene Ontology annotation, cellular component: membrane. Gene Ontology annotation, molecular function: potassium:chloride symporter activity. The transcript has 14 exons. Gene Ontology annotation, biological process: potassium ion import across plasma membrane; cell volume homeostasis; potassium ion homeostasis.
CCAUGGCUGCGGUGUUAUUAUUGGGCAGCACAUCUUUCACAGCAUCCAAACUCUGGGGACAACUCAGCUCUGUCCGCCGGCCUGCUACGGCUACAUCUGCCUGUCCACUGCGCAUCUGACCUGGCACAUCUGCUGCUGAACACAUCCAGCUGAGGCGCGCAGAGACAGCGCAGCAUCUGAAGGAGCUCUCGAGCAGGAAGUGGAUCAAACUGUGUCAGGACGGCUCAGCGAGGACAGAUAGACUAAUCCUACGAAGCUCUCCUCAGCAACCAUGUCAAACGAACGCACCCCUCUGAUCAACACAGGAGUGUGUGGUCUGAGUGUGACCUCAGUGGCAUGUGGCGCUGUGUCAGAUGGCAGCCCCGAAUCCAACGCUGGGUCACCAAGUAAAGACCCUCGAAAACUGAACACAUUUUUCGGAGUGAUGGUGCCGACCAUCCUCUCCAUGUUCAGCAUUGUUCUGUUUCUGAGAACCGGCUUUGUGGUUGGUCACGCGGGGCUGGUACAGGGUCUUUCAAUGGUAAUUGUAGCCUACACCAUCAUAUCUCUUACAAUACUGUCCAUCUGUGCCAUCUCCACCAAUGGUGCCAUACAAGGCGGUGGAGCCUACUACAUGAUCAGUCGUUCACUGGGCCCAGAGUUUGGAGGAAGCAUCGGUUUGAUGUUCUUCUUAGCCAAAGUGUGUGCGUGUGGAGAGUACGUUCUUGGUCUUGUGGAGGCCAUACUUGAUAUAUUUGGUUCAGAUCCUGAGUCAUCUGUGUCUGAGGGGGUGCGGGUGCUUCCUCAGGGUUACUGGUACACGGUGCUGUACUCUGCGGUAGUCUUGCUGCUGUGUCUGCUUGUUUGUCUGGUGGGUGCUCAUAUCUACUCCCGCACUGCCUUCAUCAUCCUGCUGGUGGUCACUGUAUCACUGCUGUCAAUCUUCAUCAGUUCUGUGGCAGUCAAACCUCAGAACUUCGUCAUCACCCAUCCGGGUCCUGGCAAUCAGACCCUCCGCUACAAUGCCAGCUACACAGGCUUCAGUGCUAACACACUGAGGAACAACCUGGGCUCUGGUUACUCUUUGGACUACAGCACCAACUCUGUCAUGUCUUUUGCCACCGUGUUUGCCGUCAUGUUCACCAGCUGCACUGGAAUCAUGGCCGGAGCCAACAUGUCAGGGGAGCUGAAGACUCCAAGUGUCUCCAUACCUAAAGGCACCAUCAUAGCCGUCUUAUACACGUUCAUAGUCUACGUCCUCCUCUUCCUCUUGGUCAGCGCCACGUGUGACAGGACCCUGUUGAUUCAGGAUUAUGGGUUUUUACAGCGAAUAAACCUUUGGUCUCCGUUUGUCACCAUCGGGAUAUACUGCGCUUCUCUGUCAGCUGCAAUGUGCUCUAUGAUCGGAGCGUCCCGUAUCCUGCAUGCUCUUGCUCUGGAUCAACUCUUUGGUUUGCCGUUAGCUCCAGCUGCCAUCACAUCAAGCUCAGGGAAUCCAUGGGUGGCAGUGCUUUACACCUGGGGUCUGGCCCAGUGUGUGGUGUUUGCAGGCCAGCUCAACGCUAUAGCAAGUUUGGUGACAGUUUUCUACUUGCUCGCCUACGCUGCGGUCGACUUGGCCUGUUUGGCUCUUGAAUGGGCUUCAGCACCAAAUUUCAGACCGACCUUCCAGCUCUUCUCCUGGCACACCUGCCUGCUGGGGAUUCUGAGCUGUUUAGUGAUGAUGUUCGUCAUUAACCCCGUGUACUCCUCCGGCAGCAUCGUCCUGCUGUUACUGCUGCUGCUUUUCCUUCACUACAGAUCGCCCACCAGCAGCUGGGGCUACAUCAGCCAGGCUCUCAUCUUCCAUCAGGUGCGCAAAUAUCUGUUGAUGCUGGAUGUGAGGAAAGACCACGUGAAGUUCUGGAGGCCUCAGGUGUUGUUAAUGGUGGCCAAUCCUCGCUCUUCGUGUCAGCUCAUUCUGUUUGUCAACCAGCUGAAGAAGGGAGGGUUGUAUGUGUUGGGCCACGUGCAGCUGGGAGAUCUGGAUUCCCUGCCGUCAGACCCAGUCCAGCAACAGUACAACUUCUGGUUGAGCCUAGUUGAUAAACUCGGGGUGAAGGCUUUUGUAGACCUGACGUUGUCUCCUUCUGUCAGACAGGGAACACAGCAUCUGCUGCGAAUCACAGGCCUGGGUGGCAUGAAGCCAAACAUGCUGAUCUUGGGUUUCUAUGACAGCAGCACUCCCGAAGACUUCUUCUUACAAGAUAGUGCGUUCUGUGAUUCAUCAAUAGGACAAAGCAGCGAAGGCGAAUAUAAUUUUGGGAUUGACCUGCCUUCUUUACAGGCUCAUUUCCCCCCAGUCCGACACGUUGAGAGCCCACGCUGGCUAUCACCAGAGGAAUAUGUUGGGAUCAUUUCUGAUGCCAUUAAAAUGAACAAGAACGUGUGCCUCGGCCGAUAUUUCUUCCAGUUGGAAGGAGAGGGUAAAGAUAGCAAGGUCGAUGGGUCAGAGCGGACUAUAGAUGUGUGGCCUUUCAACCUGCUUCAGCCAGGCAGCCGAGAUUAUGAGGACGUGUGCAGCCUCUUUUUGCUGCAGAUGGCCUGUGUGCUUAACAUGUCCAACAAAUGGCGCCAUGCAAGAAUGAGAAUCUUCCUGAAUGUGGAGACCGAGUGCCAAGACCAGGGCUGGGGGGUAAAUGAAGAGACUUUUCUAGAGUUGCUGAAGAAGCUGAGAAUCAGGGCAUCCAUAAAGAUCGUGCCAUGGGACUCUGUGGUGCAGCACCACACUCAGCCUGAGGGUGGGCACCAUGCAGAACCCAACCAAGCUCUGUCCGAUGACUUUUUAUCGGCAGUGAACUGCUUGUUGAUGGAGCACAGCUCCCAAGCUGCUGUUCGCUUCCUGUAUUUACCUCGACCUCCUGCUCAUCACAGCCAGGCACAGCAGUACUUAACUCAGCUGGAAGUGGUGACCAAUGGUUUAGGUCCAACGCUGCUUAUUCAUGGUGUCACCCCAGUGACAUACACUGAUCUCUGAGCAUGUGCACUCUUAAGUUUUGUCUGUUACAUCAUCUGUUAUUGUACAUGCAUAACGUCUUAAGCUUACUUAAGUGUGCAUAAGAAUAAAUUCUGGUUACACAAAAUAAACACAUAGUGUAAUAAAAAGUGAAUGCUAAGGUACAAUACAGUAUGUAGCACCAGUCACUCAAAACUAUACUUCAAACUCAUACAGCUUUUUGUACUUUUUUGUUGUUUUACUGGAGCUUAAAAAAGUGUGCUUUUUAAAAACACAGGUUUUUGCAUUCAAAUAGGAUAUUUUCCUAUUUUCAUAUACUUGAACGGGCUUGGUGAUAGAGCCGAUGAAUGGGAGAAUAACUGACGUUUGUGCAUAUAAUUCAUGUUGAUAUGUAUAAUUCCGAACAAAAACAGUUUGUUAUGAUCAUACAGGUUGUCUAGGACAUUAAAUAUAAAAAUGUCUAUAUGUAAUUUCAGGGAUAAAAAGAUGGACCACGGUAAAAAAAAAAAACACUUUAUUCGGGAACACCAAAGUUACUCUUUUUAACUUAUUUUUUGCUGCUUGCUUUUCCUUAAUUCUCACAUUUCCCCUUGUUGCUGGACCAAGUGAUGCAAAGACUUUUUCUCUGAGCUGGAGCGAGUUCUGAUUUUUGUUUUCAAUGCAAACAUGUUUUCCUUUGCUGUUAAAUGUGUUUCUCUAGGCUUCACAAAGGGAACAUUUUUUGAACAUUUGACCUAAGAAUGAUGAACAGCAUAAAUAUAUCAAAAGGAGUCACACUGAUGGUUGGGACCAUCAUAAUUCAGUCUCAGACAGGACCAGGACCAUUGAGGAUUCAGACCAAGUCAAGAUUGUAACCAAAGCAAGGUGUCACAAGUAAUUUACUAUAUUUAUAAGACACAAAAUAACACAGUCAACAGUUGCAUUCCACACUGCAUGGACCUGUUAGCAAAACACAAUCAGGAAGUUGCUGAAAAAGCAUCUUGCAUGAUUUGGCAUGCUCCAUCUUUGGUCACUGAGAAAGAAUUAAAGUACAGAUUAUUCUAUAUACUAAUGGUCAUUACUGUGGAUAAACAUAUUAAAUCGCUGUUUGUCACAGGAGAAAAUGUAUGCCAAAUGUACUGUGUGCAUUGUCAUCUUUGUAACUGUAACAUUGUAAAUUCCUAACAGAAAAUGUGUAUUUAAAAGAUUGCUUGAAUGCAAUAAAAGCAGAGAUUGUG